AUGCUUGCCAGGGUUCUGGUUCGUGGUCAUGCGUGCACAGGCAACUCCAGGUUACUGGCACGUACCGUCUCCAAGACCUAUCACCAGCGCACAAAUCUUACUGCUAGGCCUGCAGUGCUCGUGGGUGUUUAUGGCACCCGAAACCUCAGCCUAUGGCCGUCGUCAUCAAAAGCACCGGACGCGACUUCCACGCCGGCGCCUAUACCUGCAGAGCCAGCACCAGUACCUGCAGUACCAGAACCCGUCGCGGCUGCCUCUUCCACACCAUUACCUCCCUCCAUCGAGACUCCACCGCCAACACUCGUCGACGCCGCCUCGGUCAUCCCCGACAUCCCCCACCAACUUGGCGACUGCGCCGCCGCCGGCCUCACAUCAAUGGGCUUCCUCUCCUGGCCCGCCGGCCUCUCCGUCAUGCUACUCGAAUACAUAAACGUCUCCACCGGCCUAUCCUGGUUCUCAACCAUCAUAGCCGGCACAGUCGUCUCCCGCCUUCUCGUCGCGCCCUUCGCCAUAACCCAACAACGCAACACCGCCCGCCUCGCGCCCUUCCAGCCCGAGCUCGUCGCGCUCAAAAACCAGAUGUCCGAGGCGCAGGCGAAGGGCGAUCAAGAGGGCGUGCGUCAGGGCGUGUUGGCGCAGAAGGCCGUGUACGAUAAAGCUGGUGUGGGGCUGGGGAGCAUGUUCCUGCUGCCGUUCGUGCAGCUGCCGGUGUCGCUGGGGAUGUUCUUUGGCGUGAGGAGGUUGAUGGACUCGGAACUGGCGAGCGUGCAUGUUAGCGGGAUCACGGAUCUCGUGCCGUUUUGGACGGAUUUGAGCGUCGCGGAUCCGUAUUAUAUCGUGCCGCUGGCGUCGACGGUGCUGAUGAACCUAGCGCUGCAGGUGUUCUCGAAGGACUGGGGAGCGACGGCUGACCGCAAGACAGUCGGACUCAUGCUCCUCGCAUUCCGCGGCCUGUCCAUCGUCUCCUUGCCCGUAACCGCCCAGUUCAGUCUGGGUCUGAACGUGCACAUCAUCACCGGCUCGCUCCUCAUGGCCACACAAACGCUCAUCCUGCGCUCAUCUCCAGUGCGCAAAAUGCUCGGCAUCCCGCCCCUGCCACCGCGCGACGCCAACUGGACGACACCCAGCACGAGGGAGUGCAUCGGGUACGCGAAGGAGUGGGUCGCCGACCAGCAGAAGGCCGCAGAGGCGAAGGCGGAGGCGGCGAGGAAGCCGAGGGAGCUGGAAGAGCUGCCCGAGGCGGACCACAACAAGGGACGACAGCCGCCGCAGAAAUGGUGA
This is a messenger RNA of Peniophora sp. CBMAI 1063, 1281 nucleotides long. The record is from the annotation of a GenBank genome assembly. NCBI's taxonomy places the organism in Eukaryota, Fungi, Basidiomycota, Agaricomycetes, Russulales, Peniophoraceae.